Messenger RNA from Cololabis saira (Pacific saury), 2560 nucleotides. RefSeq names its product transcription factor Jun-like. NCBI's taxonomy places the organism in Eukaryota, Metazoa, Chordata, Actinopteri, Beloniformes, Belonidae. Gene Ontology annotation, biological process: regulation of cell cycle; regulation of transcription by RNA polymerase II; regulation of cell population proliferation. Gene Ontology annotation, cellular component: transcription regulator complex. The record is from RefSeq and is a predicted model, not a curated record. The coding region runs from base 359 to 1429 and encodes 356 amino acids. Gene Ontology annotation, molecular function: DNA-binding transcription factor activity, RNA polymerase II-specific; RNA polymerase II cis-regulatory region sequence-specific DNA binding; transcription factor binding. The transcript has a single exon.
CUACAGCUUAGAGGUGGAUAAAGUUCGUCUCCACGUUGGAAGUGAUUGAAAGUAUUACCCGUUUUUUAGGCACGGUUUUUUAUUAUUUGACAGAAAAGAUAUAUCAAAGAGGAACCCUCGAAGGGGGGACAAACAAAGAAGCUCGGCGGUAAGGAAAGACCUUUUGUUUUGUCGUUGACCGCAAGGCUCUCGGAAGGAAAAGUUUUUCUCGGGACGCAAAGUUGUCAAGUAAGUUGAGCUUCAACAAUAGGCGAGACUCUGCCCCGGGACAUAUGUAGACAACCGAUCGGAGGAAUCUUGAUUUUAUUUGAGAGAAUAACCCCCCGCCGCCCUCCCCCUUCAGGGUGAUCAAAACUUUAUGUCCCGAAAAAUGGAAGCGACUUUCUACGACGAGGCUGUUAAUAACAACAACGCUUCUUCCAACAACUCCCAACAUCAUGAGGGCUCCUCGGGGCCCGGGUUCGGGUUCAACCCCAAAACCCUCAAGCAGACCAUGACCCUGAAUCUAAACGACCCGAAAAGCUGCCUGAAGCCGCAUCUGCUGGGCGGCUCCAGGGCCAGCAAGGCUCUGGACAUCCUGACGUCCCCGGACGUGGGGCUGCUGAAGCUGGCGUCCCCGGAGCUGGAGCGGCUCAUCAUCCAGUCCUGCACCGGCCUCACGACGCCCACCCCGACACAGUUCGACCCGGCCCGGUGUGCAAAGAGCAUCACGGAUGAGCAGGAGGGGUUUGCCGAGGGGUUUGCGAGGGCUCUGGCCGAGCUGCACUACCAGCACAUCCCCGACGCGCAGCAGCCGGCGCGCCCCGACGCGCAAGCGGGUGCGCCGGGAGGCGCGCCCGGUUGCGCGUCGGGGGGCGCCGGCGGAGGUGGCGCACCCUACAGCUGCACAGUCCGCAAUGAUCCGCCGGAAUACACCAACCUGGCCACCUUCAGCCGCCCCCAGGGCUCUGCGUCCGCCCCCGUCAGCGACAGACACCCGCCCGCGGGUUACCCGGCCGGAGCGCAGCCGGCGCCGGCCCCGGCCCCGUGCGCCCCGCACGGCCACGGCGGCCCUGGCGGCCACAUGGACCUCCAUCACCUCCGCCAGCAGCAGCAGCAGCAGCUGAAGGAGGAGCCGCAGACGGUGCCGGAGAUGCUGUCCGGCGACACCCCGCCGCUCUCCCCCAUCGACAUGGAGAACCAGGAGCGCAUCAAGGCGGAGAGGAAGCGCAUGCGGAACCGCGUGGCCGCGUCCAAGUGCCGCAAGCGGAAGCUGGAGCGCAUCUCCCGGCUGGAGGACCGCGUGAAGAACCUGAAGACCCAGAACACGGAGCUGGUCUCCUCCGCCAACGUGCUGCGGGACGAGCUGGCGCUGCUCAAACAGAAGGUCAUGGACCACGUCAACAGCGGCUGUCAGCUCAUCCUGACGCAGCAGCUCCAAGCCUACUAAUGAGAGACUUUCCCACUGGGGACUUUUGCUUGGGGGACCAAAAUGCAACUUUAAAAAAAAAAAAAAAAAAAAAAAAAAAAAAAAAUGGCCUGUUGAGCCUUUUCAGGGAUUUUUUCCAGCGAAUCCACUCAAGACUGCACGGACUUGUAUGAUUCACUUGUAGAGGUGUUUAAUCCAGGUGGCAUAAAGUAGAAAUCCUGUCCAGCAGUUGUUCCAACCGGUCACUAAAGCAGCUCCUCUGCAGGUAUAGAUGGUAAGUUGUUAGGGGAAAACACCUGUUUUAAAUGUACUGGCAUAUGUUUUAAUGAGCAAAUAUCAGCUUAAUGUAAAGAAAAUGAUUUGACUAAUGGUGCUUUGAGACUGACCCCAUGUCAAAAUGGGUCUUUUAAUUUAAGAUUGAUUCAAAACUUUUGAUUUUGUAAAAAAACCAACAUUAAAGCACACUCCAGGUGCCAUAAAGUAAAAACGCUGCCAUGUUUCUGGAUCAGCCUGUACAUUUAGAACAAGUGUUUUCACCAACGACCUAUACCAUCUACCUGCAGAUGAGCCGGUUUAGUGAUUGGUUGGAACGACUGCUGGACUGGAUUUUUACUUUAUUCCACCUGGAUUAUAAACCUCUGUUCACUUGUCAAUAUGGUUAUUGCAGAACAGAAGCCAGCCAGUCUGUUGUCCAGCUCAGAGAUCCUUUUACUUUGUUUACCACACCACUUGCUUGCGUUUGCGCGUACCGAGCUGGCCCAGGCAGCUGCAGAUGGACAGAACCAUGAAGAGGGCCCCUGGGGGCCCCCAGGCCCCUUAGGGCCCUGCUCUGCAAACCCCCCCCAUGUUCAGUAGCAAAGCAUGCAUUCAAACUUGAGUCGAGCACUGAAUAUCUCAUGCACAAGCGAGCAUAUGUACAGAAUAACACUAACUAAUGUCACACCUUUUUGGACUUUUACAGGUGUGUGUGUAGCGUUUACUGACAAACUGCCUUACUUUCAUACCAUUUAAGUUCAUACGACUUUCUUGUUAUGGGUGUAAACUGUUAAAAGAGAGCUAAAAUAACACUUUGUAAUAUUUGUAGCCUCCUCCGCAGCAUUUUUGAGCACUUAAAAACUGUAAAUAUGUCAAAAUAAAAAGAAUGCAAAUGAA